AUGGCGGGGGUUAUACACGGUCAAGGCCACGGGGAUGUGUCUGUUCAGGAGAACGGAAAGAGAAGAAAACUUCACGGACGCGCAUUCUAUGAGAGUAUCGGGAGUCCGAAGCUAGUACUCGCGCCUAUGGUCGAGCAGUCAGAGUUCGCAUGGCGAUUACUGUCGCGCUCGUUCCUUCCCGAGUCUCAGCAGAAGAACCUCCUAGCGUAUACCCCGAUGUUCCACUCCAAGAUGUUCGGUGAAAAGAGCAACUACCGCGAUGCUCACUUUCAGCCUCUCAAAUCGACUAUUCCGUCACCCACCGACUACUAUCACCUCGCACAACUACCCGACUCAGAUAGACAUCUAGACGGCAACCCAGCAUUUGACAGACCUCUUACAGUACAGUUCUGCUCAAACGACCCCGAAGAUUUCUUGCGGGCUGCGAAACAUGUUGCGCCUUUUUGCGAUGCGGUAGACCUGAAUCUGGGAUGUCCACAAGGUAUUGCGAAGAGAGGCAAGUACGGCGCUUUUCUACAAGAGGACUGGGACCUGAUAUCAAGGAUGAUACGCAAGCUGCAUGAGGAGUUGGAAAUUCCGGUUACAGCAAAGAUGAGGGUGCUUGAGACACCGGAGAAGACUCUGGCAUACGCAAAAACACUACUAGAUGCCGGCGCAAGUAUCAUCACAGUACACGGCCGACGGAGAGAACAGAAGGGCCACAACACAGGACUGGCAGAUUGGAAGAUGAUUCGGCAUCUACGGGAGAACCUUCCCAAAGAGACUGUUAUAUUCGCCAAUGGAAACAUCCUCCAGCACGAAGACAUUGCGACAUGUCUGGAAGCGACAGGUGCAGAUGGCGUCAUGAGCGCAGAAGGAAACCUUUACGAUCCGACCAUAUUCGCCGCACCACCUCCACCUGGUCAGGAAGGACGAGAGUACUGGCGCGGGCGCGACGGAAAAGGCGGAUAUAGGAUGGACGCUGUGAUGCGACGAUACAUGGACAUCAUUCACAAAUACGCCCUCGGCCAGGAACCACCACAACGGAAACCACUUUGGAUGCCUGGAGAUAUCGAAGAGCUGCCACAAGAAAACACCAACAACGCAGCGGAGAAUGGCAAGAGAGCAGGAGAUGAACAAGACGGCCCACCACAGAAAAAGAGAAAGCCAAUGUCUAAAUCGGAAAAGAAGAAAGAGGCGUCGAAUCCCAACCUCACGGCUAUGCAAGCACAUCUUUUUCAUCUCCUACGUCCUCUCGUCUCGCAACAUCAUAAUGUGCGCGACGCACUCGCUCGAUCACGGACAGGCGAUAUCGACGCGUUUGAAAACGUGCUGAGCCUUGUAGAGAAAGCCGUCAAAGAGGGUAUCCAGAAGUAUGAAGAGGAGCAUGCCAACGAGACGGCUUCCGCGCCAGAACAGCCCGCUACGAUGGAGGAGAUCACAGGAGAAAACUUGGAUCCGUACGAAUCUUCCCUCGCAACUGUAGCUCGCGUCAAAAGACCAUAUUGGGUCUGUCAACCGUAUGUCAGACCGCUGCCUAAGGAAGCAUUGGAGAAGGGGAGUAUGACGGUUAGCAAGAAAGAGAAGAAGAGGCUAGAACAAGAGGCAGAGAAGUUGGCUAAGAAAGAUGAAGAUGAAGUCAAAGCCGUGGGGCUCGAGCCUGGGGGCAGGGUGGAGGAGAAGGUUGUGGAUGAUGUGAAUGGGAAGAGUGAGAUUGUAGAGGAGCCCAGGGAUGGACUGGUUGCUGGAUAA
Messenger RNA from Alternaria alternata, 1731 nucleotides. Its product is annotated as FMN-linked oxidoreductase. NCBI's taxonomy places the organism in Eukaryota, Fungi, Ascomycota, Dothideomycetes, Pleosporales, Pleosporaceae. Bases 1 to 1731 code for a protein of 576 amino acids. The transcript has 2 exons. The record is from RefSeq and is a predicted model, not a curated record. Gene Ontology annotation, biological process: tRNA processing. Gene Ontology annotation, molecular function: flavin adenine dinucleotide binding; tRNA dihydrouridine synthase activity.